AUGAGUGUUCGUGUGGUUGCCCGUGUGCGGCCUCUUUGGAAGACGGAGCGCGAACUUGAUGUGAUCGUCCGACCCGGAAACGUGUCGGCUGAUGCGCUCAAGGUAAAGAAGGACUCCCCUUCGCCCAAGGCUGCUGUUAAAGACCGGGAUACUCUCAUCAGGAUUCCGAAUCCCAAAAAUGAGGGCGAACAAUACACCUUUCAGUUCAAUGCUGUUUACGGAGGGGAAACAACACAACAGGAGCUCUUCGAAGCUGAAGUGGCACCUACUGUCAAACAUCUAUUCAACGGAUUUGAUGUUACCAUCUUUGCGUACGGCGUCACCGGAACGGGAAAAACACAUACUAUGCGAGGCGGUAAAAGUCUCCACGAUCGUGGAGUUAUACCCAGACUUUUGAGUGCUAUCUAUCGACGAAGUCGGAAGAUUGAGAAGGAUUCUGAAGGCGCAAGCAAGGUGGAGGUCUUGAUGAGUUAUUACGAAAUAUACAAUGACAAAGUGUUUGAUCUCUUUGAGCCUCCAGAGAAGAGGACGCUGGCCGGGCUACCGCUGAGGGACAAUCAUGGAAAGACCGUGGUUGUUGGCUUGACAGAGCGUCCAUGUCCCAGCCUGAAAGACUUUGAAAGUCUCUAUGAUCAAGCCAAUACCAACCGGUCGACGUCUGCAACAAAGCUCAAUGCUCAUUCCUCACGAUCGCACGCUAUUCUCUGUGUCAAGCUUGUCAUUACGAAUGGAGAGAAGACCCGUGUUAGCAUAGCAUCUGCCAUUGAUCUGGCUGGCUCAGAAGAUAACCGACGAACAGAGAACGGAAAGGAACGCAUGGUUGAAUCUGCGAGCAUCAACAAGAGUCUUUUUGUACUAGCCCAGUGCGUAGAGGCCAUCAGCAAGAAGCAGUCUCGUAUCCCUUAUCGAGAGUCAAAGAUGACUCGUAUUCUCUCAUUGGGCCAGAACAAUGGCCUGACGUUGAUGAUACUCAAUCUAGCUCCCAUACGUUCAUAUCAUCUGGACACCAUCAGCUCCUUGAACUUUGCCAAUCGGACGAAGAAGAUCGAAAUUAGAGAAGUUGAAAAUGAACCCAUGUUCAAAGGGCCGCCAAGGUCGACGCGGUUAGCAUCCGCCCCAUCCCAGCGCCAACCACUGCGGCCUUUGACUGCGUCUGUCAAUGUGAACAUUCCGGUAAAUGAUAAGAAUGAUGAGAAAAAGGGCGAUGAGAAAAAGCCAGCCAAGGCUUUUUUUGUGUAUUCCGACAAGCAGCCUGUCAAACCUCACAGGACAUCACUUAGACGGUCCUCCCCUCUGAAGCAGUGUACUCCCAAUGUUAAGCGCCAAUCUUAUUCAAAGCUAUCCAAAGAGACGGAAAAGAUCACAGGUGCCAGUCUCAACGGCGUGUCUGCUGAUGCAAUUGCAGAAAUGGUGGAAAAGAAAGUCGAGCAGAUGCUAGCAGCUCGGGCUCUUGAUGAUUCUCACCAGCAUCAAGCUCAAUUGGAGUAUAUGAAUGAGCAAAUGCAGCGUCGUCUAGAAGUGCUAGAGCGAAGAAUCGAAGGGACAGAAGAUGCUCGUGCCGAAGGGCUUUCCUAUCUCUUGAUGGCAAAACAACACCAUGGAAGGAAAGAGUUUGGUUCGGCUUUGCGAAUGUACAAGCUUGCGUUGCCGUUCUUCCCGCGUAACCAGAAACUUGCCAUCAAGAUAGCCAAUCUGGAAGAGAAAUUGCAAUCCAAGCCUAAGCCGCAGCCUGAACCGACAGUGACGCUGCCUGGACGAGGAAGUAUGCUCUCUAUCAGCAGGCCUGUCAAAAUGGCGAGGACAAAUUUGUCAAGGGAUAUGAGUGACGACGAAUAUCAAGAGUCUGACAAUGACCUUGUAGCGGAAGAUGAGGAUUAUACUGAGUCUUGCACUGGUCUCAAACGGAAGCGUGCGGGUCUGGAUUCGAAAAUCUCAUUUCAGUCUCAGGAUCAGCACACUUCUCUCAAUGAAAGCACUGCGGGUGAUUUUUUGAUGCAGUCUCCGCGAACAUCCCGCCUGCUUUCUAUCAUCAACUCGAGAGACGUCGGCCAGAUCAAGUUACUCAAGGGUGUGGGGGCUAAGAAAGCCGAGGCGAUUGUUGAUUGUCUGUGCGAGAUGGAUAUUGUGAACGAAUUAAGUGCCGAGCAAGCACAAAUACGAAGUCUUGCUGAGCUAGGCAGAUUGAAAGGUGUCGGUCUGAAGACCGUACAAAAUAUGAGAAGUGGUGUAUUGGUAUAG
Molecule: messenger RNA, 2238 nt
Organism: Talaromyces marneffei
Lineage: Eukaryota; Fungi; Ascomycota; Eurotiomycetes; Eurotiales; Trichocomaceae
Exons: 3
Coding region: 1-2238 (745 amino acids)
Biological process (GO): microtubule-based movement
Cellular component (GO): microtubule; kinesin complex
Molecular function (GO): microtubule motor activity; microtubule binding; ATP hydrolysis activity
Source: RefSeq, a predicted model, not a curated record